CGAACAGUCUGCCACUUCCCCUAUCUCUUCUUCUUCCUCCUUUUCCUUCUCUUAGUCUUCCUUCGAGUCCAAGCUGAAAGAUCCGAACGCCCAUCUUCGUCCCCCUUCGAUCCGCCCCUCUCCGAGCUUCUUCGGGUCGCUGGAGUCUCUCCUGAGAUCUGGGUCCUUGGACCGCGUGCUUGAAGCGAGCUCCCCUGUUUCUUGAUCGGCGGAUAAGGUAGGAAGGCGCGGCGGCGGCGGCGGCGGUGGUGGCGGGGGGUGAAAGCAUGGAGAAGUACGAGCUGGUGAAGGACAUAGGAUCUGGCAACUUCGGGGUGGCCAGGCUCAUGAGGAACAAGGAGACGAAGGAGCUCGUCGCCAUGAAGUACAUCGAGCGUGGUCACAAGAUUGAUGAGAAUGUGGCUAGAGAGAUUAUGAAUCACAAGUCGCUUAUCCACCCGAACAUCAUCCGCUUCAAGGAGGUUGUUCUGACUCCUACUCAUCUCGCCAUCGUGAUGGAAUAUGCAGCUGGUGGGGAGUUGUUUGAGAGGAUCUGCAAUGCUGGGAGAUUUAGUGAGGAUGAGGCUAGGUAUUUCUUCCAGCAACUCAUCUCAGGAGUCAGCUAUUGCCAUGCCAUGCAAAUAUGUCAUAGAGAUUUGAAGCUGGAAAAUACUCUACUGGAUGGUAGCCCUGCACCUCGUCUGAAGAUAUGUGAUUUUGGUUAUUCAAAGUCAUCCAUUCUGCAUUCAAGACCCAAAUCGACAGUUGGAACUCCAGCAUACAUUGCACCAGAGGUUCUCUCUAGAAGGGAAUAUGAUGGCAAGAUGGCAGAUGUGUGGUCUUGUGGAGUAACUCUUUAUGUGAUGUUGGUUGGAGCGUAUCCAUUCGAAGACCCUCAAGACCCAAAGAAUUUUAGGAAAACUAUGAAUCGUAUAAUGGCUGUACAGUAUAAUAUCCCCGACUAUGUUCAUAUAUCUCAAGACUGUAAACACCUCCUUUCUCGCAUUUUUGUCGCAAGUCCAUCCAGGAGAACCACCAUCAAAGAAAUCAAGAGUCACCCAUGGUUCCUCAAGAAUUUACCAAGGGAAUUAACAGAAGCAGCUCAAGCCAUAGAAUACAGAAAAGGAAACCCGGGUGUCUGCCUUCAAAGUGAUGAAGAAAUCAUGAAAAUUGUGGAAGAGGCUAGAGUUCCCCCUCCUGCUUCCAGAACAGUUUCAGGCUUUGGUUGGGCAGGAGAAGACGACGACGAUGACGACGAUGGAGAGUUGAAGGAAGGAGACUUGAAAGAAGAAGACGUGGAGGAAGAUGACGAAGACGAGUAUGAGAAGAGAGUGAAGGAGGCACAAGCAAGUGGAGAAUUUCAGGUUACCUAGAUCUAUUCCUUGUCGGGGCCUCAUUGUUUUCUGUUAAUCCGAUCUUUGUUGCCUGUUGGCUCCAAUAAGUUUACUCUGUAAAUUUGGGUGUCAGAAGUGUCUGUAGGUUUUCAGGCUUGUUUAUGGUCUUGGCACGACUACAUAGGGUUUAUAGAUUGUCUUGAGUUUGGAGAUGUAGGCACAAAGCAUAGAUUUGACAGUCACUUUCAUUUUAUUUUAUUUUUUGUCUCGGAUGUUCGAGUCUAAAAUAGUACAAUGUGAAGGUAUAGGUAUAAGAAUAUGCAGUCCUUGCAUGGAUACAUAUCCUAGCCUGUGUACCGUCAUCGACCAUUGUCACAGGAGCGAUACCAGAUGUUAUGAGAGUCAGCUUAACCAUGUUUCUGUACCGUCUGUUGGUUUUUAGCGCAGUGACAUGUAUGAUCAGACAUUCUUUACUGGGGUUCUGUCCUACUUCAAUUGAACUUGUAAAACUUCUGUGAUAUUUCGUUUCCUUUUAAUGGAUGAGUGUCCAAAUUGC
This is a messenger RNA of Eucalyptus grandis, 1869 nucleotides long. RefSeq names its product serine/threonine-protein kinase SAPK7. The transcript is spliced from 9 exons. The coding region runs from base 267 to 1352 and encodes 361 amino acids. Gene Ontology annotation, molecular function: ATP binding; protein serine/threonine kinase activity. NCBI's taxonomy places the organism in Eukaryota, Viridiplantae, Streptophyta, Magnoliopsida, Myrtales, Myrtaceae. Gene Ontology annotation, biological process: intracellular signal transduction; protein phosphorylation. The record is from RefSeq and is a predicted model, not a curated record.